This is a messenger RNA of Erythranthe guttata (spotted monkey flower), 2180 nucleotides long. Its product is annotated as protein TRAUCO. Gene Ontology annotation, molecular function: transcription cis-regulatory region binding; protein binding. The record is from RefSeq and is a predicted model, not a curated record. Gene Ontology annotation, cellular component: Set1C/COMPASS complex. NCBI's taxonomy places the organism in Eukaryota, Viridiplantae, Streptophyta, Magnoliopsida, Lamiales, Phrymaceae.
AGUCUUCCAUACGGGACUAGACACUAAAGAACCAACUAAUUUAGAUAUGUAACUCCACAUUUUUCUGCUACAAUAUCAAGAAACUUCUUCAUAGUCUUCAUAGUCUCAUUAUUCUUGAUUGCAACGAUAAAGAGCUGAUAAUUCUUAUGGUGGCGACAACAUCCUAGCACUUCAAUCAAAGGUUGUUGACUAUUAUUUUUCUCUCGUAAUUUUGGGACGAUUUGGACAUGUUUGGGAACUAUUAUUAUAUAUCGGAAGGAGGGAUAACCGGUGUUUGGUUACAUGUACAGUUAAAAUAAAGAAUAAAAAAAUAGAAAAUCGUUUAAUAAAGGACAUUUCAGACAUUUUGUGUACAAUUGAAAAUAUGAUUUACAUAUUAUUAUUAUUACUAGUGGGCUAAGCUAUAGAAUUGAAGCCCAUUAUUACUAGUUUAUUAGAAUUAUAAAGCCCAAUCAUUUUCAGAUAAAACUCAACCAGUCCACCGUUUUCUGUGUCCUUUCUUCUCAAUACUCACUUCAAUGGACACUCUACAGGCCACUUACCGAGACGACAGACACCGAUGAAGACUCCCCUCCCCUUCCACCACCGAUCACCGCCGCCGCCAAGCUGGUAAACGCCGUCGUGAUACCCGAUAUGAAGCCCGAGUUGCCCGAACAGAAUCGCGUGAUUGAAAUCAAGCAACAGCUUGAAGCCGCUGCCUCCGAAGACGUUUCGCCUGAAGAAAUUUCCUCGUACGGAAUCGUAACUCCUCGAGACGCCGAUCAAAUCGACAAUCAUGGUACUCCGAAUUCCGCCGAUCUCCCACCAGAAAUUGGCACCGAGGAAGUUGGAGAGGAGGAGGAAGAAGAAGAGGAGCCCCCACAGAAGACGCUCCCCGAUUCGCCCAAACGCGAAACCCCUGAUGCUAAAAUUACCGAAAUGCCCCCGCCGCCUGAUGUAGUUCCUCCACCGCCCCGGAGCGGAAACCCGCCCACCGCCAAAUCAGGAAAGAAAUCAAAGAAGAAGGACGUGUGGACCACCACCACCAGGAAGGGGAAGAAGAAAACCAAGCAUGCAUCAAACAGCAGCCACAGUUCCAAGAACCCCACAUACGGCCACCCCUUAGCCGAAGAUAGAAUGUUGAUUUCCCCGGUACCGAGAUUCCCAGAUAAAACCGACGAUAGCCCGGACUCGAGAAUCUGCCUCUCGAAGGUCCACAAGGCGGAGAAGGUCGAACUGAGCGACGAUAGAAUGACCGCAAGCUGCACAAAGGGGUACAGAAUGGUGAGGGCGACGCGGGGAGUGGUCGAGGGCGCGUGGUACUUCGAGAUUAAAGUGGUGCGUUUGGGAGAGACGGGACACACGAGGCUCGGGUGGUCCACCGAUAAAGGGGAUUUGCAGGCACCCGUUGGAUACGAUGGCAAUAGUUUUGGAUAUAGGGAUAUUGAUGGGAGUAAAGUGCAUAAAGCAUUGAGAGAGAAGUAUGGGGGUGAAGGGUAUAAAGAAGGUGAUGUUAUAGGGUUUUAUAUCAAUUUGCCGGAUGGAGGGGCCUACGCCCCCAAUCCUCGGUGCUUGGUUUGGCACAAGGGGCACUGGUAUGUGUCUGCUCCCGAUGCAAAGGAGGAACCCCCCAAAGUUGUUCCGGGGAGUGAAAUAUCGUAUUUCAAAAACGGAAUUAGUCAGGGUGUUUCUUUCACAGAUAUUUGUGGUGGUCGUUACUACCCCGCUGCUUCAAUGUACACUCUUCCCGACCAGCCAAAUUAUGUUGUUAAGUUCAACUUUGGUCCUGAUUUCGAAAAAUUUCCAGAAGACUUUCGCGAACGUGCUGUACCGAAACCUAUGAUCGAAGUUCCGUACCAAAGUUACGAUGGCAGAGUUGAGACUGGUAACAAAUGGAAUAUUACCAGAAUGUGCCCCGUGUUCAAAGCGAUAAAAGAGGAAACGUUAAAAUUGUGAAAGCUGCUGCUGAAAUCGCCGUUAAGCUUGAGCGUACACUCAGGUUGGUCGUAUCUAAUUUGUAAAAAAAGCUACUUGGUCGCCUUGUGUAUCUUACUUUGUUAAAGAAUAGAAAUCGCCGUAAUGUUGUUAUAGAUUCGCAAUAGAUGAAAUUAUUGUUGAAUCGUUGUUUUAUGUGCAUGGAGAAUAUCUUGUUAAAACCACCGUGUAAACUGUUGUAAAGUGCAAACGUGUAAUAAGAUGUC